Molecule: messenger RNA, 267 nt
Organism: Cryphonectria parasitica EP155
Lineage: Eukaryota; Fungi; Ascomycota; Sordariomycetes; Diaporthales; Cryphonectriaceae
Exons: 1
Source: RefSeq, a predicted model, not a curated record
GCGCAGUCCACCUCUAUAGCUACUAAUGGUGCUGAAAAGGCAUACAAGAUGAAUAAGCUCGCCAUAUAUAACAGCAACCAGAAAACGCUGCAUGAAUUCCUUAUACACUGCAGAGUGUAUUUUCUGCAUUACAAGACUCAGUUUAUCAAGGAAUCUGAGAAAGUUAUUCUUACAGAGACUUAUCUUGAAAAGAAUGCUCUUAUCUGGUACAAGCUUUUUCUAUACAAUUACUUGGAGCAUCAGAAUAAUCUCGGCGUAUGUAUCUAG